Molecule: messenger RNA, 333 nt
Organism: Paramuricea clavata
Lineage: Eukaryota; Metazoa; Cnidaria; Anthozoa; Malacalcyonacea; Plexauridae
Source: the annotation of a GenBank genome assembly
AUGAAAAACAAACGGACAGAUCCACUUAGCCCGAUUCCUGGUAAAGUUAUCAAUAUACGUGAAAACGCCGUGACAGCCCGAUUUGAUGACGGGAAAGUUUUUAUGCGAGACAAGUCACAUUUCAAGAUUGUACGAGAGAGAUCUUACGUCGAAGAACGAGAAAGAGUACGAGAAGAAGAAACGUUUCGAGACAACAUACUCAACCUCAUACUCAAUAUUCAUACUCAUACUCAAUAUUCAUCAAUACGUCCUCGCGCGUUAGCAUGCGCACGCACGCUGGGCGCUCCGCAAAAGUUUGCAUUUUUUUCCAUCAAGAACACAAGAUUUCAGUAA